This is a messenger RNA of Engraulis encrasicolus (European anchovy), 1467 nucleotides long. RefSeq names its product protein-glutamine gamma-glutamyltransferase 2-like. Bases 1 to 1467 code for a protein of 488 amino acids. The transcript has 8 exons. Lineage: Eukaryota; Metazoa; Chordata; Actinopteri; Clupeiformes; Engraulidae. The record is from RefSeq and is a predicted model, not a curated record. Gene Ontology annotation, biological process: peptide cross-linking. Gene Ontology annotation, molecular function: protein-glutamine gamma-glutamyltransferase activity. Gene Ontology annotation, cellular component: mitochondrion.
AUGUUACUGCAAUCCUUUCCUUUCUUUGUCGCCGUGCAGGUGAAUGCUUACGAUGACAGAGGAGUGCUGUUGGGGAAAUGGAGUAAGAACCUCUCUGACUACUCAGAUGGUGUGCUCCCUACCCGCUGGAAUGGAAGCGUGUCCAUCCUCAAGCGCUGGAGUGAGGGUGGCACAAGGCCUGUCCGGUAUGGGCAGUGCUGGGUGUUUGCAGCGGUGGCCUGCACAGUUUUGCGGUGCCUGGGUAUCCCUACUCGUUGCAUCACCAACUUCUCAUCUGCCCAUGACAAUAAUGGCGAUCUGAUAAUAGAAACCGAGGUGGACGAGAACGAUGAGGAAAUCUCCAGAGCAGAUAUCUGGAAUUACCAUUGCUGGGUGGAGUCUUGGAUGGCUCGGAAAGACCUUCCAGACGGUUAUGAUGGGUGGCAAGUCCUUGAUUCCACUCCCCAGGAGAUGAGUGACGGUGUGUUCUGCUGCGGCCCCUGUCCCGUGCGGGCCAUACGAGAGGGUGAGGUGGGGAUGAAGUAUGACGCCCCGUUCAUCUUUGCCGAGGUCAACGCUGACAUUACCAAAUGGAUGGUACACAAAGACAAGACGCGCACCAAGAUCUACGUUGACAAUUGGUCAGUGGGCCGCAACAUCAGCACCAAGAGCGUCUAUGGAGAUAAACGGGAGGAUGUCACUGCACUCUACAAAUACCCAGAAGGCUCAGCGAAGGAGCGUGAGGUUUUCGAGAAGGCCGGCCGACGAGUCUCCCACCAGCCGGACGACAACGAGACACAGCGCCCUCAGCUGAAACUCUCCAUCAAGAACGAGGAGGCCGUUCACGGCACCGACUUCGACAUCAUCGUAGAGGUGCAGAAUGUGGGCAACAAGGAGGCGGGCGCCGACCUCACCAUCAAGUCCGUCGCCAUCACCUACAACAGCCUGCACCGCGGAGUCUGCCAGAGCAAGACUGCCCGCCUCACCGUUCCCGCACAGAAGGUUCACAAAGAGGUCCUGAGGCUGCGCUACGACCACUACGGGGCUUGCGUGUCCGAGCACCACAUGAUCCGAGUGACUGCCUCCCUCAAGAUGAACGACCAGAGUGAUGUCAUCCAAACGAUGGCCAACAUCCAACUGAAAAUGCCGAAGCUGAAUAUCAAGGUGACAGGGGAAGCAGCGGUGGGCCAGAAGGUGACGGCUUACAUCACCUUAAAAAAUCCACUUCCUGUCACCCUGAAAAACGGCGUCUUCACGGUGGAGGGGGCCGGACUGACCACCGCCACGGAGAUUCCUGUCCUUGCGAUUUCGCUUCUCUCCCACAGCAAUGCCAUCCAGCCAGGGGAGGAGGUGACGGUCAAGCACUCCUUCAAGCCCAUGCGCUACGGCAUGAGGAAACUGCUUGUGGACUUCGACUCGGACAAGUUGAUGGAUGUGAAGGGGGAGACCAUUUUGAUGGUCCGUCGGAAGAGAUACAACUGGCCAUAA